Closterium sp. NIES-65 is the source of this 2373-nucleotide messenger RNA. The record is from the annotation of a GenBank genome assembly. Lineage: Eukaryota; Viridiplantae; Streptophyta; Zygnematophyceae; Desmidiales; Closteriaceae.
AUGGACAGAUCGACACACUCAUCGAGGGCAGGGACGGUGACUCCCGUCAACCUGCAAACUCGGAUGGAUGCCGUGCUUCCGAUUGCAGAGAGCAGUCAAAUGAAGACAACGGUGUUUCUAUCGGACAAUUCAUCCGCGGAGGUGGGGUACGAUGGGUCCACCACCGCUGCGGAGCUCUUGGAGGUCCAUGACUACAUCAGCAUUCACGACUCCGCUUAUAUACGGGACACGGUGGCCGAGCUGAUGGGAUUCCGGGAGACAGGCGAGCGGGCCGUGCAGAGGCGACUCGUGUGCCGCAAGCGAUAUUUCCUGGAGAACGAGGAGGCGAUAGCAGACCCCAUGUUCAUCCGACUGUGCUACCACCAAGCGCAACAGGAUUAUCUGGAGGUCAACUUCCCCACGCCCGAGGAUUUGGCGGCGCAUCUCACAGCGCUCCAGGUCGUUGUGGACUUUCGGCUCACUGCCUGCGCAUCAAGUGGAGGACUGGCAAGCGCAGGUGUGGUAGAGGAUCCCGCUGCAGCAAAGCUAACAGCUGAACAGGCGAUGCAGCAGGCGCUGAAGUGGUUCCGAGCCCUCCCGUACGGCGGGUCAGUUUUCUUCAACGUGGGGCGCAUUCAUGACCCCCAAUUCACUGCCGGAGCGAGUGCUCAUGGGCAUCAACGAGUGCGGGAAGGAUAUCGCUUUUCAAGGGAGCUGCGUAGCAUCAGGCAGUUCUGCAGCAGCCCCACUUCAGUGUCCCUGGAGUUGCUCUUCAUGGGCUCGUUGCAGGUCUUGCAUUUUGAGACCACGCAGGGCGACCAGAUCUGCCGCACCAUCUAUAUGCUCGUCCAUAAUGCCACUGCGAAUCUCUGUGCUAGGCAGAGAGCGCAGCAGCAAAACGCACUAAUGCAUGGGCAGGGGCAAGGGCAGGAGCAGGGGCAGGGGCAGGGGGCGCACCCUAUGGGGGAGUAUGAGCAGCGGGCCAAGGAGUUGUCGGAGGAAUUGAGAAGAGGGGUCAUGCACAUUGAGCAGCUGAAGGUGUUGGAGCUGCGUUCAUCAGCAGAGAGGGAUGGGCUAGCAGCUAGCCUGGCGAUCGCGGAGCAGCGCUUGGGGGUGAGCCGGGCAACAGAGGCCCAGCUGAGGAAGGAGGUGAAGGGGAAGGGGAAGGAGGCGCAGCCAGAGCACCGGGAGGGUGUCUGCAAGGAGCUGGAGGAGCUGAGAACGAGGAACGAGGAGUUGGAGCGGAGCUUGGUGAAGCAUGAGGAGGAGGUAAAGCAGCUGAAGGAGGCGUACGACAAGGAGGUUGUGGAGCGCAAGAAGGCCUGCAACAAGCUGGAGGGUGAGUGGUGCACUGGGGCUCUCAGCUGCCUCUCAGUAUCUUGGCCCUGGGUUGGGUGUGCCUUGAGCAUGGACUGGGUGGUGGUGCUUGCAAGUAUCAAAGUGUGUGCGUGGUGGCAGCCAUUGAGCCGCUGGAAGCGGCCUUUUGUAGCUGUAUGGUGCCCUGAGAACGUUCCCCGUCCCCCUCCCCGUCCCCAACCAUCUCUCUGUCCCUCCCGCUGCGCAUAUGAAGAAUCGAAGGGCAAGAUUUGGGUGAUGGCGCGGUGGCGGCUGCUGAGUGGCAAGGAGCGGGACGAGCGGCAGCGCAUGGUGUUGGGGAUGACGGACGAGUUCACGCUGCAGCUCCCCUCCAAGGACGGUGGAGAGCCCAAGCAUUUUCAGUUUGACCGGGUGUUCGACCACAACGCCAGUCAAACGACCGUGUUUGAAGACAUACGGUACCUGAUUCAGUUGGCCAUUGACGGGUUCAACGUGUGCAUAUUCGCGUACGGGCAGACGGGCAGCGGCAAGACAGGCACACCAUCCAUGGCACGGACGAGGACCCCGGGCUCACACCGCGUGCCAUGCAGGAGAUUCAGAGUUCAGAGUGCCCAGGCGGGUGACUUCUCGACGGCAAUCAGCGACCUCACUGCUUCACUCAAGCGCCAACACAAGGACCCCAUGCUCAUCCGUGCUGUGGGCAGUGGAGAGACGCGCUUGAAUGAAGUGAUGGAGGAGGCAGUGAGGCGGCAACCACGAGUGGCGCUGCUGUGGAGUGACAAGGAGUUGGGCCAGGCGGGCCUUGCAGUGGAUGCACUGCACAAAGCACUAGCGCUGGAAGAGUCACCAGAGGCAUAUCUACGGGUGGGCCUUCAGUUGCAGAGCAUUGGGGACCACAGAGACGCCAUCAAGUACGCCCACACGGCGCUGAAGCUCAGGCUGAUGGACAUUGAGUUCAACUACCAAGAAGCUUCCUCGCUGCAUGCAGUUGGGGACUACAAUGCUGCAGUAAGACGUGCCAUGUUAUUUUUCAUUCAUUGCAUGGGUUCAAAUUGCUUUAGCAAGGCGUGGGGUUAG